AUGCCUCAAUUAAUCUCGCCUCUGGCCCUCCGGGCCCUGCGGACUCUUGUCCAGCGCCCAGCUAUUUCAUCAACACCCCUCCGCACCCUCGCCACUUCCACCAACGCCUUCCGUGCCCAGCCCGCGCUCACCUCCCGCUUCAACUUCCAGCCCGUUUUCCGCACUCAAACGGCUCUGACCCUGUCAGCCACUGCCCGUCGACAAUUCUCCAGCUCCCCGAUUAUCCAGGCGACAUACAACCAAGUCCGUCGUGGCUGUCGACAGGGUCAGCGCGCGCGCCGUGGACGUUCGCCCGCGCUCAAGGACCACCCUUCAUUGAAGGGUGUGUGCCUGAAGACCGGUGUCACAAAGCCCAAGAAGCCUAAUUCUGGAGAGCGAAAAAUUGCUCGUGUGCGCUUGAGUACUGGCAAGGUCAUUAGUGCUAUUAUUCCCGGAGAAGGACACAAUAUCCAACAGCACAGUGUCGUUCAGGUUCGUGGUGGCAGAGCUCAGGAUUGUCCUGGUGUGAAGUACCACUUGGUUCGUGGUGCGAUGGAUCUGGGUGGUGUUGGAAGCCGGAACUCCAGCCGCUCCAAGUAUGGAACGAAGAAGCCCAAGAGCAACUAG
Penicillium verhagenii is the source of this 606-nucleotide messenger RNA. RefSeq names its product mitochondrial 37S ribosomal protein uS12m. The transcript is spliced from 2 exons. The record is from RefSeq and is a predicted model, not a curated record. The coding region runs from base 1 to 606 and encodes 201 amino acids. Gene Ontology annotation, cellular component: ribosome; small ribosomal subunit. Gene Ontology annotation, biological process: translation. NCBI's taxonomy places the organism in Eukaryota, Fungi, Ascomycota, Eurotiomycetes, Eurotiales, Aspergillaceae. Gene Ontology annotation, molecular function: structural constituent of ribosome.